AUGAGUCUAUUCCGGGCACACCUCGUCUUUUAUCGGUGUGCUCUCAAUCUAAAUUCAUCUUAUAACUUUGGUUUCUUAGUUGCAAUUACCUUUGUACUCCAAAUAAUUACAGGUAUCACUUUAGCGUUCCGAUAUACUUCUGAAGCAUCUUGUGCAUUUGCUAGUGUUCAACAUCUAGUUAGAGAGGUAGCAGCAGGAUGGGAAUUUAGGAUGUUGCAUGCAACAACUGCUUCUUUCGUCUUCUUGUGUAUCUUAAUACACAUGUCUCGAGGUAUGUAUAACUCCAGCUAUAGUUAUUUAACUACUGCUUGGAUGUCUGGUUUAGUUUUAUAUCUACUUACUAUAGCCACUGCUUUCCUCGGUUAUGUACUACCAUGGGGACAGAUGAGUUUUCUGGGGUGCUACAGUCAUUACUAAUCUCCUUUCUCCAAUACCAUAUUUAGUACCUUGGUUACUCGGUGGAUACUAUGUAUCUGAUGUAACAUUAAAACGAUUCUUUGUAUUGCACUUUAUAUUACCUUUUGUAGGUUGCAUUCUAAUUGUAUUACACAUCUUCUAUUUACAUUUAAAUGGUUCUAGUAACCCUGCAGGUAUUGAUUCCGCACUUAAAGUAGCCUUCUAUCCUCAUAUGUUAAUGACCGAUGCUAAAUGUCUAUCCUAUCUAAUUGGUUUAAUUUUCUUACAAACGGCUUUUGGUUUGAUUGAAUUAUCGCACCCAGAUAACUCCAUACCAGUGAACCGGUUUGUAACUCCGCUUCAUAUCGUACCUGAAUGGUACUUUUUAGCAUAUUAUGCGGUGUUAAAAGUAAUCCCAUCCAAAACCGGUGGUUUGUUAGUAUUUAU
This is a messenger RNA of Besnoitia besnoiti, 843 nucleotides long. RefSeq lists its product as uncharacterized. Gene Ontology annotation, molecular function: electron transfer activity. The transcript has a single exon. Bases 1 to 417 code for a protein of 138 amino acids. The record is from RefSeq and is a predicted model, not a curated record. NCBI's taxonomy places the organism in Eukaryota, Apicomplexa, Conoidasida, Eucoccidiorida, Sarcocystidae. Gene Ontology annotation, cellular component: membrane. Gene Ontology annotation, biological process: mitochondrial electron transport, ubiquinol to cytochrome c.